UUCUGUGUAGGUUUUGUUUUGCUAAUCAUGGAGCAACCGAGUUCACCGCCGAGGGAGAGUCCACCAUCUCCGCCGGCGGCUCCAACUCCGGCUGCUCCAACGCCGUCGCCGCCUCCGUUAGUUGUUAACCGUGAUUGCGUUUGUUGUUGCGAUGGAUUAAUUGUCCAGAACGGGCGCAACUUCGAGCGCAGUGGUCCUCCGUACAGGAUCAUGUUCUUCCGCCGGAAUUUCUGGGAGGAUUUUAACGGCGAAGCCGUGGAGUCCAUGCGGUCUGGUUUCUUGGAGGGCAAGGCGGUUGUGCCGUUAGAAAUCGAAGGAGUGAAGUAUGCAAUUGACUUUGCUCGCAUGGUUCAGGUUCAUCUUGGUUGUGGAGAACAAAGGUCCAUUGCUUGGAUAGACAACAAAAAUACGCCGUUUUUCCCGAAGCAGUUCCUUCAUCAUGAUUUCUCUGAGAAUGCGCAACCUGUGAUAACUGAUCGAAAGGGAAAGGGGAAGAUGGUGAGUGAGGAGGGUCAUUUUUCGGGUCCUUUAAAACGGCUGCGUUUGACACCGACCUCGAAAUUUCCCAAUGCGAAGCUGUUGAGCAAGAAUGACAAGACGUACGCCUACUUCAGCAGUUUGUUUCUGAACAACAUGGCCAAGUUUGACAAUGGAGCCGUUAUAACCGACAUUCAUGAAUUUCAAAUCUCGGAACCACUUGCCAGAGCUCGCUGGUUAGUUCUUGAGAAGGAGAUUGAGACAACAAGACGCGUGCGUGGUGAUGCCAAUGUUGUUUUUGGUUGGUAUGCUGCUACAAAAGAGACAGUUGCGUCUAUUUUCUCUCAUGGGUUUAGUUUGCCUCGGAUCAGUUUUGGGUUGCCGCUAUCAAUUCGAGCUGGUAUGUGUUUGGCUGAUUUAGAGUCACCCAAUUACAGUGCUACGCAGUGUCAGGUGGAUAAAGACGGUGAGAAGCAUCUUAUUCUUUGCCGUGUUGUGCUUGGAAGCGUGGAGAAAAUGGAGUUAGAGUUUAAUCUGACUGGUCCUUGCCGUGAGGAAUAUGAUACCGGCUCGAACGAUCCUUGUGAUCCUAAGUGGUAUAUGGUGUGGAACAAUGAUAUCAAUAGACGUAUACUCCCAAUGUGCGUCGUCAGCUGCAAAACCUCUGCUGUUGAGCCAGUGCGAUGGAACGAAUACUCUUAUGAAUUUCCUGCUGGGUUUCCAAAGCUGAUAUUAGAGUUGAAGAAAUGUAUACCAUUGUCCAGGGUCGGUGCACUUGGGAAUUUAUAUAAUUCUUUCAAGACUCGAAGGGAGAUGGUCAGAAGUACUUUCAUGAAACAUUUGCAGGACAUUACUGGUGAAGAGUUGCUUUUCAAAGUAGCUAAGGAGGUUUUCGGGAGAUGA
Gastrolobium bilobum is the source of this 1380-nucleotide messenger RNA. Its product is annotated as probable inactive poly [ADP-ribose] polymerase SRO3. Lineage: Eukaryota; Viridiplantae; Streptophyta; Magnoliopsida; Fabales; Fabaceae. Gene Ontology annotation, molecular function: NAD+ poly-ADP-ribosyltransferase activity. The transcript has 4 exons. The record is from RefSeq and is a predicted model, not a curated record. The coding region runs from base 28 to 1380 and encodes 450 amino acids.